Messenger RNA from Mercenaria mercenaria, 2640 nucleotides. Its product is annotated as leucine-rich repeat-containing protein 74A-like. The coding region runs from base 1 to 1812 and encodes 603 amino acids. The record is from RefSeq and is a predicted model, not a curated record. Gene Ontology annotation, molecular function: protein binding; calcium ion binding. The transcript has a single exon. NCBI's taxonomy places the organism in Eukaryota, Metazoa, Mollusca, Bivalvia, Venerida, Veneridae.
AUGUGCGCAUAUAGGAAUUUUAAUCAAGUGCAGCCGCAUCUUCUGGCUCAACAAUACAGAUUAAAUAUUUCUCAGCCCACAAAGAAACCUGUUGUUCUGGAAAGGAAAAAGAAAGAAACUGGCUUACCACAAAUCCAAAUAGAAGCAGCUAAUUCAAACAGUAAACUGCAUUUCUCCUGGCCUUCUUUGCCCUCAUCUCUAGACGAAAAUUUUGACAUGUAUGACGACGAAGAGGAUAUCUUUUAUCAAAGCCGGACUGCAACCCCGUACCACAAAACUAGCCAAGAGUCACUGAUGUAUAUUUACGAAAAGGCUUGCAAGAAAAACAAAUUGUUGCCAUUAGCAUGCAUCAAAAAUGGUUUAUUGAAGCAAACAUUGUCAUGUAGGUUUGUCAACUUACAGAAAACUGAUUGUAAGUGUAUUUGUUAUGCCUUAUGUAACGACCGCUUCGUUGAACGAAUAGAAUUUCAGCAGAAUGGCAUGGGUCCAGAACCAGCACAUUAUUUUGCUGAAGUUAUACAGUACAGCUCAUUUUUAACACAUGUGAAAAUUGCUGAUAAUGAUUUGAGAUCUGAAGGCGCUAGCAUCAUAUGUAACGCCAUUAUAGACAAUAAAAUGAUAAUUUGUCUAGAUUUAUCAGGCAACAGCUUUGUCGAAAACGACGGUGAACAUUUUGAAAAAUUAAUCGAGAAGACAGAUUCUCUUAGAGAACUUUAUCUUGGACAUAAUGAACUGAUGGACCAGGGUGUAAGGAAAAUCUCACAGGCGUUGAAAAGCAACGUCACACUUCAGGUAUUGGAUUUAAGUUGGAACCAUAUCAGGUUGAAAGGUGCCGAAGCAAUUGGAGAAGCGCUAGAACAGAACAACUCCCUUCUCACGGUUAAUCUCGCAUGGAAUGGACUUCAUCAGGACGGCGCGACAAGUAUAGCACGCGCUUUACAAAACAAUGACACGCUAACCGAGCUGGAUCUAACGUGUAAUAGGCUGUCUGAAUACUGUAUAGCCGAAAUUCUCAGAGGGCUUGACAGCAAUUCUACUCUUGAAACUUUGCGUUUGGGUCAAAACCACGUGACAACUCGAGGAGCGCUCACGAUUUUGAAACACAUAAAGGAAAACAAACAGUCUGGAAUAUCAUUCCUUGACUUUGGUAAUCAAGAAGUUCAUGACAAAUUUGUAGAGUUGUAUCAAGAAAUACAAAAAGAGCGUGAUCUUAAAAUUCAGUACGGUAUGGUAUGGAGCACGGACAGAACGCCACUGUCCCAAAGCUCCGCGGACGAAGACGAAGUUGCGCUUUUAUCGUGUAACCCACUUACAGUUCUAAUGGAAUGUAUGCGCUUACAAAACAUGCGCCUGUUAGACUUCUUCAAAUCGCUGGAUACGAACAUAAGUGGUUUGAUCUGCAUCAACGAGCUUUGUGACGGUUUGAUGAAAGUUGGAAUCCCACUCCACAGGCAAACCUUACUUCAGCUGCUUAACAGGUUAGACGUAGACAAUAACAGACAACUUGACUAUGGGGAAAUGGUCGAAGCUCAACAUAUACACAGAAGAAACCUCAGAAAAAUAUUUGCUUCCAGUUCAGAAAUCAAAUUUGAGGAUACAGAAAUCGGUAGAGUUUCAGUUAUUGUUCGAAAAAUAAUGAGCAAGAACAUUAUUAUGAAAACAACGGGCAAGGAUACACGAAUGAAGUCGUCGAAGAGAAACGAGCUUGUCAGUAGAUCAAACACGCCGUCGCCAUUUCAGCUUGAACAUGUUGAAACAAAUAUGUCGGGCAGUCAGUCGGAAGAUUACUUGACUUUUAAUCAUGUGCCAUAGAAAAAAGCAAAGGAUCUCUAGCCCAUCAUGGGAUUAAACCACCAGGAAGCUCACGAAUUUCAAGCGCAUCAUCCAACACGGGAGGUCUAAUCAAUCACGUAUUUCAAGUGUAUCACCCAGUGAGAGGUCUGGAAAUUCUCGUGCCUAAACUUCAUAGUCAAAAGGGAAAGAUCAGAUGGACCACGCGUUCUGAGUGAAAUAUCGAAAUAAGCAAGAUCCAUAAGAAACACAAUGCUUUUUAUGCAUAAAAACCUGCAACAGUGAGAUGAUAACUAACAUGACUGUACAAAGUGAUAGCUCUGUCUCACCAUGCUACGGAAAAUUAUUGGGUUUACCUAUUUGAUGUGUAUCAAUCAAAAAGACAAGCACGCGAACCAUAGUUCAAGGGCUUCUCGGGACAUACUAGUAUUAAGGUGUGCUGACUUGAGAUAUGAUUAUCGGACAGGUGGGACAGUAUAGGACAGAAAUUACAUGUUUAUCAUUUAUGUCACGUUAUCAUUCCAUACAUAUAUUACUGUUUCAUAAUUUCUGAGUUAGAUAUUUUAGGGAAAUGUUGGGAUGGGGAAGACAGAUGGCCGGAACAUUUAGAAGAUAUAGAUAUAAGUUACGUUUUUCCUUUUAUGUGAUGUGUACAUAGAGGAUAUUUGUUUGUUUUAGUGAAUAUGGAAUAGUUUCCAUAACAUUCAUAAUUUGUGACUGAUAUGGAUUAUAUCUCACUGAUCAUUCACGAUGUGUUUCUUAAAACCUUAAAAUAAAAUUUCAACUUGUAUUGUUAAUAUAUCUUAAACUGUUAGUAAAUAAACAUUUCUUCGUAAAAUAGAACUAACU